Messenger RNA from Desarmillaria tabescens, 2878 nucleotides. RefSeq names its product fungal-specific transcription factor domain-containing protein. The coding region runs from base 174 to 2693 and encodes 839 amino acids. The record is from RefSeq and is a predicted model, not a curated record. Gene Ontology annotation, biological process: regulation of DNA-templated transcription; DNA-templated transcription. NCBI's taxonomy places the organism in Eukaryota, Fungi, Basidiomycota, Agaricomycetes, Agaricales, Physalacriaceae. The transcript is spliced from 10 exons. Gene Ontology annotation, molecular function: DNA-binding transcription factor activity, RNA polymerase II-specific; zinc ion binding; DNA binding.
AUAAGAAGAAUCCUUUUCCAUUUAUUUAUAGGAUCGCCAGUUCCCCGGAUUUCCCUCUAUUUUUGAUCUUGCCAUUUGGGAACUCUCCGUUUUGAAUUCGGACCACCAUCAUUAUCCUACCUAUCCAGCCCCGCGGAACCGAUUCUCCGUCGUAAUACAUCAGAAAUCAUAGAAUGGCUCAUGUUGGCAGCGAACAAUCUUCCGGGCAACGUAAAUCUCAAGCCGUGUCGUGUCAAGAAUGCCGUAGACUGAAGUUGAAGUGUGACCGUGUCUUUCCUUGCGCAUCCUGCAUUCGUAGGGGCUGCGCUAAUCUCUGUCCUCAUGGAACGCUGGAAAAAGGCAAACGGGGAUUUCUUCGGAGGCUCGAGCAAUCACUACCAUCUGCAUCGUCGAAGAACAGUGCCAAGGAUGGAGAAGCCUCGGAGGUCGCUAUGUUUGUGGCAAGAGACGCUGCUAUGUCGAAGCGAAUACAGGAACUCGAGGCCGCGUUAACAAACGCAGGUGUCCCUAUACCCGGUGCGCCAAUGGCCUCUUCUAAGGCACUCAACCCUUCCAAUAAACGACCACGCAGUUCAUCAACAUCUGAGUCGAACGCAGAUUUCUCAACUUUGUCACCAGAUCCGACAAAGACACCAGGAGACCCGUCAGAUGUUACGUUGGGAUUCGGAACACUGACAAUCGAUGUGGAAAACAAGACCCGCUACAUUGGACUAUCUGGAGCUUCAGCGUAUCUCAAUGAGAACCUUUGGAAGACAGGCCAGAGUCGAAUGCCAAGUAGGAGAAAUUCGCAUGAAGACUUGUUCCUGUCAGAUAAGGAGCCAGUACCUAAUCAAGAUGGCCAUGUCUUUUCUCCCCCUCUCUCCGGUGUCGAACUCCCCCCUCCCAUGGACGACGCGGCGUUCCCUCCUUACGCUGAAGCACAUCGUUUAGCAGGUUUGUAUUUUGAAAACGCAUCGUGGAUGUAUGAGGUCGUCCCAAGAGAAAUAUUCUUUACUGCUCAUCUAACGCUGGUGUACCCAACGAGCGCCUCUCCUACCCAGAAACCCAUACCGCAUGACAUUUUGGCGCUUGUUGCCAUUGUUCUCGCUCUGGGAGCAUUCUUCGACCUUGAUCUCUCUUUUCCUGCAGCGAAGCUGCGCGCCGCACAACUUCAUUCGCUCUCUGUAGCUUGGCUGUCUGCACACAUACCACAGGACGGUGCGCUGAAAUUGGAGACCAUACCCGCUGUUCAGACUGUUCAUCUGAUGGUACUGUACCAACUCAGUACAAGAGGGAGAGGAGAUGGGGAGGCGGCAUGGCAACUUCUUGGUAUGGCUAUGAGAGCUAUCCAAGCUCAGGGCUGUCACCGAGAUGGAUCGCGCUGGAACUUGCCCGAACGGGAUUUGGAGGAACGUAGGCGAGUAUUUUGGGAGACACAUACCUACGAUCGGCUACAAUCGUUCACUUUUGGCCGUCCAUAUAGUCAGAGCGACACCCAUCAUGAUGGCGAGAUGCCUAAAAGCUGCGACACGCCUCUUCCGUCUGACAAUUCACCAGCUAACACGGAGUUUUCUCAUACACGAUGGCAUCACCACAAGUUUCGCUUUGCACUCCUCCUCGGACGUAUUAUUGAUGAAGCCUUCGCUGCGAAGCAUCCAACAUAUUCCGUUAUCAUGCAGCUGGAUAGGGAGAUUAACGAUUUUUACGUCGAAUUACCCAAGUGGAUGCUGUGCGAGAGCGUCACGGACCCCAUAAAAGAUCUGCAACCUGGAUCUGGGACGGGUCAACGGGCGUUUUUGAGAAAGGACGCUCAAAUUUUCUCGUUGGCCAAUAUGAUAUUCCUGACGAAGUUGCAUCUACAUCGAGGUCCAUUUUGUAGGGCUCUGAUGCAUGCCGGAGAAGCUUUAAAAUCCAGAUACGAAUCUAGUGUUAUCAGAUUGACUGAGGCUGCUCGUGCAAUUAUAAAUAUAUCUCGAGGAUUAUUCACAUUGCACCCAACUUUAACAUGCCGAAUGUGGUAUUUUUUGUUCCAUUCCUUCACUGCUGCGGUCUGUCUAUCAGUGCUUGUCAUUGUAGCACCCUUUCAUCCUCUUGCACCACUGGCAUAUGACUCUAUGCAGAUGGCCCUGGACCUGUUUGUUCUCGCUGAAGGAGAUAUGGCUGAGAUCGCCCGAGAACGAAUAGGACGGUUAGCUGGAAAGGCAAAAGAUGUCUUAGAGAGCUGGCGACAAGCAAACGGGCGUGAAAACGACGUAGGACGGAACGGAAGGUUCCCGGAAUCCAAUAUACGAGGCAACCCUGAGGAUCUACUCGGUGCUUCGACUACGUUGAUCAGGAUACAACCCACGGAAGGCACCCCUGUAGACCCGGAGGCUGUAGUGGAUGGACAAGGAGCGGGAGAUAUGUGUAUGUUUUUCUCUCCUCUGCAACCUGCAGACCUUCUCCAGGUCCCAUAUGCAUCUGGGAUAAGUAGAGUCCCUUUUCCUUCAUCAAUGGACCCAACGCGGGGAUGGAGCGAUGAGUCAUUCAUGAAUUACCUGAAUAAUGCUCAAACGACUGGGAAUGAUCUCGUGCUUACUCAGGUCCAGUGGACGAUGAACACAUCGGCGAAUAUUAAUUUGAAUGUAGACGGGUUUGAUCUAUCGUCAUUUAUACAAAAUGGAGCUACUGCUUGGAUGGAUUCUGAUCUGAAUGCUCCUGGUUCACCGACAUAGGAUGGUACGGACGUUGUAUUAGGAUGCAAAUUGUAUUUUCUAUUGAUUUUUUAUUACCAUUGUAUACGUACUAGAAAGCAUUGUAUUUGUAUUCAGCGUUCGUCGCCACCGCUCUUCGGUACACAAUAAUUUCUUCUUUUUUUUUGUAUUUUUUUUUGGUGACACCAAAUAAUCUUCUCGGAACC